Molecule: messenger RNA, 1419 nt
Organism: Cynara cardunculus var. scolymus (artichoke)
Lineage: Eukaryota; Viridiplantae; Streptophyta; Magnoliopsida; Asterales; Asteraceae
Product: ribosome-binding factor PSRP1, chloroplastic
Exons: 5
Coding region: 152-1057 (301 amino acids)
Biological process (GO): primary metabolic process; negative regulation of translational elongation
Cellular component (GO): cytosolic small ribosomal subunit
Molecular function (GO): ribosomal small subunit binding
Source: RefSeq, a predicted model, not a curated record
CGCCUCUGCAUAUUAUCUGAAUCCGGAUAACCAUUCAAUAACGACACGUUUGAUUGUUCUUCACAAACCAACUUCAUUUUCAUCUUCCUCGCUUCAAAACCCUACUCCUCCUCCCCUUGAUUCAUCUCAUUCCUCCUUCUGCUUGCCAAAAAUGGCUUCUUUUUAUGCAUCUCCAGCUCCCACCUUACAAAUAACAAACACCCACUUACCCCAAUCACCUCCCUCUUCUUCUUCUUCUGCUUCGUCGAUCUCGUUUUCAUCCAACAAAUCCACUUUCUUCAACUCAUCAUCUUCAUCUUUCAAGAUUCUUGUUCAUUCUCAGCCCAAAAUUAAGCAAUCUCCUUUUCUGGUUCGAAUGUCAUGGGACGGUCCUCUCUCCUCUGUCAAAUUGAUCCUCCAAGGCAAAAAUCUUGAGUUAUCUGAACCUGUCAAGACUCAUGUGGAAGAUAAAGUUGGGAAGGCCAUUCAAAAGCAUAGCCAUCUUGUUAGGGAAGUAGAUGUUAGGGUUUCUGUUAGAGGUGGAGAAAUUGGAAAAGGUCCCAAAGUUCGACGAACCGAGGUUACAUUAUUCACAAAGAAGCAUGGAGUUAUUCGGGCAGAGGAAGAAGCCGAAACAUUAUAUGCAAGUAUUGAUACCGUAUCUUCGGUUAUUCAGAGGAAAUUAAGAAAGAUUAAGGAGAAAGAUUCGGAUCAUGGCAGACACAUGAAGGGAUUCGAUAGGCUUAAAGUAAGAGAUCCAGAGGUUCUAGUAGAUCAAGAUUCGGUUGCGGUUCCUCAAGAAGAAGAAGAAGAUACAAGUGAAGGUUUCACCGAUGAUCUUGUGCCAGAGAUUGUUCGCACAAAAUAUUUCGAUAUGCCUCCUUUGACUGUAUCAGAAGCAAUUGAGCAACUAGAAAAUGUUGAUCAUGACUUUUAUGGCUUUAGAAAUGAAGAAACUGGUGAGAUUAAUAUCUUAUACAAACGAAAAUCCGGAGGGUAUGGGAUUAUAGUUCCUAAAGAAAAUGGCGAAACUGAGAAGUUACAGGAUGCGGAUGCUGAAAUGCUUAGACAACUCUAGUUUGCAAAACGAAGAUCGUGGGUGUUUGAAAGGAUGGAAGACAUUGUAGACCAUCUUCAAAUGUGGAAAGCUCGAAGCCAGAAACGUGUGGGUGUUUCUUGAUUUCAAGAUUCGCUAAAGUUUGUGGGUUUAUGUGUCUAAAUGUGUUUUAAGUUUCUUUGAGACAAUCGUGUGGUGCGAUAUGUUUAUCACACAAGAACUAGGAAAACCAAGUCUGUAAUCUCUUAGUCGCGACCAAGUAUAUCAGGUUACUUUUGUUCUUUUGAGAAAUUGGCAUGCCCAGAUUCUUGCAGGUUCCUUUGUACCUAUGCUUGACGCUGCUCAACUUUAUGAUGCAUAUGAUAUGAGCUCUACUUUUUCUA